This is a messenger RNA of Trichoplusia ni (cabbage looper), 3382 nucleotides long. RefSeq names its product RNA polymerase II degradation factor 1-like. The record is from RefSeq and is a predicted model, not a curated record. Lineage: Eukaryota; Metazoa; Arthropoda; Insecta; Lepidoptera; Noctuidae. The transcript is spliced from 3 exons. The coding region runs from base 266 to 1546 and encodes 426 amino acids.
UUAUUAAAAGAAUAACAUUUUGAAGAAAGCAGUUACUGUAGCGGCAUCUAGUAAUAUUUAAGGGAAUAUUAUGCCUUAGUUGACUUGCCCUGUGGCAUAGAUGGCACCACUUUCCAUACAUUUUGUUUUCUUGUCCUCAAAGUACUGUACUGUCACCCCCAUGAUCCAAACAAACUGACAGACAGAAAUCGCGGGGCUCCAUGAAGGUCCAUAGAAUUAGUGUUGUCACUUGUCUGCGUGUGCAUUAUUGAGAAUAUUGAGCACAAUGGGAUCUGUAAAGACUUGGUCAACGAAGGAAGAAGUUCUUAAAGAUCUUGCAAAAGCUUCUGGCAGAAGAAUUGGGAACCUUGACGACGGAUAUUUGGUUGUCGGAGAUGGUCCUCCGCCAAUUAUUGUUGAAGAUGACGAUUUUGAGAUGCGUCUCAUGUUUGGAGACACAGCAGCGACUGGCCGAAAGAGCAUGCCAUCGGGGAAUGAUUCCCCAGACCUUCUAGGCAUACAGCAAAUGCUACAGAUGGUGAAAGACUACUCUGACGAAGAAGAGGAGACUGUGAAAGAUACUCAAUCUUCUGAUUGUGUUAUAUCUAUUACCAAAGUUAGUAAUUUAAAUCCUUGUGUUGAGGAGUUCAGACCAAAAAAUAUCAAGUCAGAUAGGCUAACUAGUCAUAGUCCUGGUAACAAUGUUAGCAAUAACCCGAAUGUUGUCACACAGGGCAAUGACAAGAAAACUGAAGAGGCAGACAACUCAAAAAACGAUUCUAAUGUUAAAAUCGAUCAUAAAAGUAUAGAUGUGAAUGCGAAUAGUGCAAACAAAGACGAAUAUGAAGAAAUUGCGACAAAACUGAAAAACAAAAUCAGUGACGCAGCAAAAUCUGACACUUUCGAGUUGAAGAAGCAAAAAAAUGUCGCUAUUGCAACUCUUUUGCGAUUGUAUGCUAAUAACAAAUCGCCCAGUAACGAAGUCGAUAGCAGCAUUAAGCUUAUAAAACCAGAUUUCUUUAAAUCGUCACAUCCCUUGUCUUCAUCGGCGACAUCUACCCCAGAACCCAAAGACGAUACACAGUCGACACCUGCGGGUUCGAGUGCCAGCCGCAGCUCCACGCCCGCCCAAACGCCUUCGGAAAACAAUUCAAGCGAAAGUAACACAACCAAACCUAAGGUUAAAUUAGAUCCGGAAAUGAGAAGCUCAAUUGAAAAAGUUAGUAAAUGGCUGGAAGAGCCUACUAAAAAAAAAUCUAAACCAGUGUAUCUUAACCCUAUAGCUUUCAAAAGAAAAGAAAUCACACCUCCAAGUUCGUCACCUUCCAUGAGCGAAACGAAACCGAGUCCUAAGCGAAACAUUACCAAUGACAAGCAACAAUAUAAGCCAUCCGACUUUGCCUCGGACUUAGGCAAGAAGUAUAUGGAAAGAAGCAAGAUUUUAGAAGCAAAGCAAAACGAGGUAACGUGGUCAAACCUCGACAAAGUAUUGAAACAAAAAGACAUGUUGAUAAAAAAGCGUUUGCAGGAGACUCAGAGUCAAAAUAACGAUACGUCACUCGAAUGAAGUUGGGAAUUAACGCGAUUACAUUAUGUAUGUUUGAUAUUUAUUUUAGUUGGUGGGGUACACUGGAAAUUGUCACAAAUUAACGUGCCCGUACGCCGAAUACUUGUGAUUUCGUCCAGUUGAUCUAAAUACAUAAUGCAAUUGCGUUAAUUCCUGGGUGAAGUCAAAGCAGAGUGUCUACUUCGUUGACACGCCCUACACAGUGGCUUGACUGUUAGCAGUUUUAGCUAAUGCAAUUUUACAGGGUACGAAAGUGUCGCCUCGUCCGAGAAAAAUGACGAAAAGAAAACGAGCCAAUGAUGUAAGGUCUAUGGAAAAGUAGAACUGUUUAUAUGAGUAGAAAUAUUGUUUUUUUAGUACAAAACUUUGACAUCAAAAGUUACGAUUUUUUUUUGUUUGAAUAUUGAUAAUUUUACUCUCGCAUAAAACUAAAGUUCUACAUCUAAUGAAAUAUUUGAACUGGAGAACAUCCUCUUUGCAGUAGGAACAUAUUUAGUAUGAUAUCUUAUUAUGAAGAGGGUUAUAUUUUUUAUUUUGUGAAAAUAUCGUCUUUAAUUUUUUUUAAGUUUAUGAUGUCUAAUAGUGCCACAAUUCUGAGCCCCAAUUCCGCUAUUCAAAGGCCGAUGAAUAAACGGAAAUUGGAUUAAAAUGGCACUUUUCGUAUCCUACUAAGCAUUUUGCCAACACAAUAAUUGGAAAUUCAGUAGGAGAUGGAACACUCACGAUCAAUACAAUGAAUUUUCAUCGGCCACUGUAAAUAGCAGAAUGGGGACCCUGAACGAUUUAAAAUAACACUUUUCAGAAAGUUUUGUUUUGAAUCAAUUUUUAUGGCAUGUGAAGCCAAACUCCCUAAAAUUUUGAUUUCGUAUCCACAUCGCAUUAUCAGUCACUUCCCUUGUAACCAAUUUUGUAAAUUAAACGCCGCAUUAUUAAUUAGACAGUUUGCUCUUAAGUUUUUUUGUGCAAUAUAUUGCAAUAUUGUAUUAAUUUGUAUUAAUCAACGAAAAUACCAGCGCGUAUUGAAUUUAAGAGCCAAAGUGUUGUCAUAAUACGUUACAUUGGCCUAUCUUAUCCCUUAUUUGUUCUGAAAAUCUGCUUAUUAAAGUCUUUAAUAUCUUAAUAAGUUAUUAAAGAGAAUGAGCUAUUUUACUGAUCUGUAGGUACGUAUCCCGUGAUUUACUCCUAAAAAAUGUGCUGAAUGAUUUAAUUUACAUAGAAACUAUUUUAUUGUAUCGAGCCUUUGUAUACAUUUUACCAGUCGAUUUAAUUUAUUUAGAUGUAAAAAUAUUAAUAUAUAAUUAAAGAUGUGAUUAUUUUAUUUUAGCUUCCAUCCAAAUUUAUUAACGAUGUAAUUGAAAAUUUCGUAAGUUAGAUAUUUAAUUAAUGACGUGAUUUAUAAUAUAAGAACAAUACUAAACCAAACAACUUACUGCUAUCGGAUGAUUUGAUUUACUCAACCUACCUUUAGUUAAACACUAAUACAAAUCCAGUAAAACUAAUAAUAUUUAGUAUGUAAAACGAUAACUAUAGAUCUUAGUAAAAAAAAACAGGUGAAUUUCUGAAUCUUCAUUAAAGAAAUGCGCAAUAGCAUUCAGAAAAGCGUUCACUGAACGACUCAGAACUUCCAUACGAUUGACUGGUCUCAAUUCUUGCCACAACAAUAAUCGUAAAUCUGGACGUCAAUCUAUGUUUUGAUUCUUAAAGGAGGUUAUUAAUUCGACACGUAUGUAUGUAAUAUUGUCGGAAAUGUUUUUAAUUAUAGUUAUUUUCGGUACUUAUAAUUUCAAUAAACGUUUUUUCGUACUUAAGCUUGUUUUUUUGCACUUGCCCCACCCU